AUGGCAGCUGCCCCGCUAGAGAGCUCUAGCACCCCGCCUGACGCUACAGUGUACCCACAGACGCGUUCCCUCGGUGAUUCCAUGGAAGAAAUCGACCCCCAAUCCACCCGGAAACGUCCUCGUCUCGAUAGCGGGAGUGGUGCUUGUGAAUCUCUGCCAGCUCCCGACGAGGCGUCAGCCCCGCUCCCCGAAACUGCCCCGGAUGCUCCUGCCAUAGCAGACCAGGAAGCUGCUGUGCCGAACCGUCCAGCUAGCAGAAUGACCAUCAACAUGAAGUCCCCUACUGCCGCUAAUAAGCGUCCCACUGCCACCGAAGACACUCCCAUCGAAGGACCCGGUGCCGACCCUGAUGCCCCCGCGAAAAUCACCGGCGGACAACCUUUGAAUGUCGUAUCACUCUCAUCUUCACCCGCUCAGAGCCCGGAGAUAGAGGUGGCGGAGCUGGAAGAUAUGGACCAAGAUCCAAAUACUACAAAUUGGAAGUCCUUAGGUGGAGCCUUGCGGGACCCUUUGGUGGCAGACGUGGUGCAGCUCCGUGAGCAGGUCCAUUUACCGGAUAGUUUCCCGGUGCUUGACCAGGAUCGAGAGCCGCGCGAGAAUUUGGAGGAAAUUUGUUUGUACAUUGAAAAAGGAUCCGAGCAUGACACUAUCGUUUUCACAAUGGUUAAACAGUGGCUGGAUGAUGUGGCGAACUCUCUAGAAAACUUCACAUACGAGACCUUUAUGGACUCAAAGCUGUUCUGGGAUGAUGUUCCGAUGCUAGCAGAUUGUCUGCUUCGCAGAGCUGAACAAUUUCGACCAGAUGACACGGCUGAAUUUUGGCGAUGUCUAGAAGGGUUCCUCAUCAACUAUGCUCGGCUGGCUUUCCAUCUUAUUCAUUUGGAUGCUCAGCUUCUAGGACAGUUGACCAACGAAAACGAUCCUCCAGAAUUAGAUUUGAUGUCGCGGAAUUACCUUUACUCUCUGGGUUGGUUCUUAAGCUACGAUAAAAAUCCGUUCUAUGUUGCUCUGCAGAGGCAGUACGGGCAUGAGGUGUCGAAUAUGAUAACCCGGCUAAAUGAUCAAGUGUUAGCGGCUCCAAUAAAUGGUGUCCAGUGUCUUUCCGCAUAUACAUCCAACAUUGCCGCGCUCAUUCCUCGCUGGCCGCAGCUUUCGCAGCCCUUGAUUCAGGCAUUGAGCAUUGUCCAUGACCUAGCAGAACCAAAAGACGACCACAGCGGGUACGGCCCGGACGACCAAAUGGUUCCCCAUGGGCAUCAACAAGCAAUGGAUACAAUAUACAGCCUCGUUCGGUCGGUAGACGAGCUAUAUCAGACUCACAUUACUAAAAAAUCCCCCUGGAUAACUAACGAGGCCAGUGCCACAGUGCUUCGUCAUAUUUCAAACACAUACAUGGCCCUGUGCAAUCAGAGCGCAAGCUUAGCCUCGCAGAUUGCCGACGAUCUGUCUAUACAGGUUCCUGAUGACGCUCCGCCGGUUAGUUUGCCAAUUAUUGUUUUUUACGGUUGGAGAUUUGGCGUUCUCAAAAAGCACAUCAUGGACGGCCGAAUGGAGCUCCGUGUCGCUGGGAUUGACACAAUGCAAGGUGACUUUGUCAACGUCUAUUCUCAGUAUAUGCGAAGAGAUAUAUCCUCUGGACUGCAUAAUCCUGUUGUCCAAUUUAUGCUCAAGAUGCUGAGGGAGAAUAGGAUUGUCGAGUACAUGGUCAGCAUCGAAUCCCAUCCCCAACUGAUUAGUAGAAGCCAUAACAUAGUAGGCUUCCUUGUUGUUACGGGGACAUAUACUGAUGCGGAUACCGACACUAUUUGGAAAACGGUCACAGAAAGCCCGGACCCUCGAACGGUGUCUGAAGUGCUCGGAAUGCUUAUGAAGACAUUCAGUCUGCAUCAUGAUUUAUCUGGUCUUCUUUAUCUAUGUUCCAAGUUGUUGGAGCUGCCUUUGACCCAUUUUGACCAGCGAAUGGUGGAGUUCUGCGAACAACUAUUUCACGUUCUGCGUGAAAGAAAUCCGAUCAGACAAGACUCCUUUGACAGUGUACACGUCGAUGUGAGGCCGUUACGUCUGUGCGUGCGCCUAAUUCGCGAGAGUGCUGCGACCGAAGACCUUGCCGUCGAUCAAAAAGCUUCCCUGCAAAAAUUCGCUGGUGGCCAACUAAGUUCCUUUAUGGAUGUAGGGCUUAGCGAUGCCGAUAAGAUGGAUAUCUAUGAGAGAUGCGUUCAGGAUAUCGCCGAAAAGAAUCAGUUCAGCGUGGGCAGCAUCCAAGCCCUAAAUGCUCUUCUCAGCAGUCAAGAUUCGCAAGAGAUCCGGAAGCUUGCUACCGAGUUCAAUCUCACAUACCUGCUUAUUUCCGAGAUGGCUGAAGUAGUGCAAGGGAACCGAACAGAUUUUGCGGAUACCUUUUCAAGAAAUGGCUUCAUUUCCCGUGUUCAAAUGCUUUCCCGGAUUAUUGAAAGGAUGCCUGAUUCCAUUACUCCGGAACUCGGUGAUAUCUUAUGGCAGAACAUCUUCAUGUCCUCAUCUCUUCCCCAACAAGGAAGAAGAAUUCUCUGGGAUAUGUUCUGCGCAAUCACUAGGCACGUCGUGACAGGGAAUCCGUUCAUUGACCGCUGCAUCCAAUAUUACCUACCUAAGCUGUCGCCCUCCGCAGAUUAUUCCCUCGAGGUGCUCGCGUUUGCCAAACAGACUAUAAAUUACGAGAUUCGCUUCAACCCUCCGUCCUCUGUCGCCGACAACGAAGUAAUUUCGAUUCCUGGAAUGGAUAGAAUAUGGAACUUUAUCCUGACUGCACCCCCAAACUCAAUCGAAGCCGAUGCGACUGCUUUUGCCAUAGAGGUCUAUCUUGAUCAUAACAUCAUCCAUCGCUCUCCCAGUUCAUCUGUUGAGGCGACGCACAUGGCUUUGGUUGACCGUUGUGUUGAUCAGCUCAAAUCCGCGGCAUCAAAGCUGAAAUUGCACUCGGGUGACCCAGCAGAUGCUGAAGAAAUGAUGGUUGUGGAAGACCCUAGUGAUGGAACAUUUGCAGAUGAACUAAAAUUCAGCCGUUCGCUUUUUUUUCUUCGUCAAUUUCUACAAGCCUUACGUUCUCGACCCCAGUAUAGCCCACCACAAAAUUCACCUCCCAGUAUACCAAUCCAGCCGGAGAAAGGCGAAUUGAUCGAUAUACGGUACCAGGCGUUUGAUGGUGGUUCACGAUCCAAGGUUCGCUCGCUACGCAUUGGAGAUUUGUCAACGGCUUCUGAACUCCAUGAAACGCUCGUAAAAAUGACCGGUUUCUCCAAGCUUAUGAUCAUAUUCUCGGGACAAAGGAUGGACCUUCUCGAGAAACCUGACCAGGUACUUCGGGAUUUGAAGCUCUCAUCAGGAUUGAUGAUCGUCCGGAGAGACCCGAGCUGCCGUGGCACGGCUGGACGGAAAUUCCAGCCCUUGACUUCGGUUGAUAAUGAGGUGUUGAAGCACUUUGACGAUUUAUACGAGCUUCUUAAUCUUGACGACCAUCUCGCUCGGGAGAUAUAUGAGUUUCUUAUUGUCUUUCCGCCCCAGGAGAAGGUUAUGGAUAUGGUCAAGUCUCCUAGUGAAACCGACCAAAAUAUGUUUCCCAUGGACAGGCCGUAUAAAUUUCUGUACUCUGUCAAUGCACUUUCUGAAUCUCUUCGACAAGAAGCUCUUGAGCCAACCCCGAGCGAAUCAAUGGUGUCUCAUAGUGUUCAGUCUGUGAUCACUGCCCUGACUCGCGGUGAAUUGUUGGAGACGUUGGGAACCUCACCUAUAAGCAUUCAGCUUGCUGCCAGCUUGAUUGAAUGUCUGCUCUCUGCUCUGACGGUGAAAGCGCCUGUGUCUGGUGAUGUGCCCGUAAUUCCAGAUUCUACAGCUUUGGUUACUCAGUUAGUUCGUAUCCUGGAGGUCGGGCAGGGCUUGCGCAACCCCCAAAUGUCGGAACUCACGAUACAAAGACUUGUCUGCUGCAUUUUUGCUAUUUUCCUCGAAGGGUCUCUUAGAGACCCCAGCUUCUGGGAUGCAACAAAGCACCAAGCCAAGUUCGACCGGCUCUUGUUCUCUCUACUCAUUGAGGAGUCCCAUCAGCCUAUUCGAAAGGGAAUAUCGGACAUUAUUUUUCUUAUCUGUAGUCCUUCAAAGCAGUUCAAGAAACCAAAAUUCCCCGCCCCGCAAGCACAAGAAGCACGAGAAGUUGCGCUCUCUGAGAACCCCACCAGGAUCGAUAUACUCGCAACGAUAUGGGAUGCUUUUGUCCGUACUUUCUCACGUGUGCUAGAAUUCCCAACGCAGUCUCAGGAGUUUUUCGAGGCCGCUUAUAUCGUAUUCACAUCGGUCGCGGAGAAAUCCCCUCAUGACUUGAUUUUCAGUGAAUAUCUCAGGCAAUGGAGCGGCAUUAUGCUCAGCCACAGAACGAACGAGUUUGUUGGUAGAGAGCCUGUAGAUCACAUUAUCCUCGGUUUUUCUCGGCUCUUGAAGUCCUGCUUGGAUAUUUCUGCCUCAGCUAACAUCACUCUCGAUACCUUCAACCUCACAGAACAGCUCUUCGAUAAUUACCUCUUUCCAGAUCUUUCAAUGCCUUCGCACGACUCUAUAGUCCCGCAAAUCCCUGUGAUGCACACUCAAACGCGGCAAGAACUCUACACCAUAGUUGGCUUACUUUCAAAGUACGGUGACAACUACAAUCAGCUCAUAACGCGACUUGAGGAUAUCAUACCGCAAGAUCAUACAUAUCAACCCGGUUGGUCUUUUGAGAGACAGAAACUCAUCCGAUCUCCGGAGGGUUAUUCUGGUCUGAAGAACUUGUCGAACACUUGUUACCUGAAUUCGCUCCUGAGCCAGCUUUUCAUGAAUGUUGGAUUCCGUGAAUUUAUGCUCGGGCUCAAGCUUACGGAUCCAUCAGCGUCCCAAAAGCUACUUGAGGAGACUAAAAAGGUGUUUGCAUACAUGCAGGAGUCCUGGCUCAGAGCCGUCGAUCCCCAGGAGUUUGUUGACUCUAUACGAACUUACGACAAUGAGCCUGUAGAUGUGACUAUCCAAAUGGAUGUCGACGAAUUCUAUAACCUGCUUUUUGACCGUUGGGAAGCUCAGAUAUUGAGCCCUGAAGACAGGAAGAGAUUUAGGUCGUUCUAUGGCGGUCAACUUGUUCAACAAAUCAAAUCAAAGGAGUGCGACCAUAUCUCAGAGCGGCUUGAGCCAUUUUCUGCCAUUCAAUGCGAUAUCAAAGGGAAAGCGAACCUCGAGGAGAGCCUGCAGGCUUACGUCGAAGGAGAGAUUAUGCAAGGAGACAAUUUGAUAUUUCAUCUCAAACGAUUUGACUUCGACAUGGUAACUAUGAUGCGCAGCAAAAUCAAUGACGAGUUUCACUUCCCGGAGCGGAUUGAUAUGACGCCUUUCACUGUUGACUAUCUCUCGGAUUCCAAUGGAGACACUCAGCAGGACGUUUUCGAGCUGGUUGGCGUCCUAGUACAUAGUGGUACCGCCGAGUCCGGCCACUACUACUCGUACAUUCGCGAAAGGCCUACAGCGAACGGACGAGGUACUUGGGUAGAGUUCAACGACUCCGACGUUACGCGUUUUGACCCAGGAAGGAUUGGGGAGCAAUGCUUCGGCGGCUACAGCGAUUCUCUCCACUCCACCUCGGCGGGACAAGUCCGGUUUAAUAAAGUCUGGAAUGCUUACAUGCUGUUCUACCAACGCGUUUCAAGUAUGAUAUCGGCUAAGUCAACUUACCACGCGGCGGAGAACAACUAUCCAGUGCGCGUUCCUCUGCCUCUGGCGCUUGCUAACCAUAUUGUGAUGGAAAACGAAUUGUUCGUACGAGCCUACUGUCUGCUGGAUCCGUAUCAUAGCGUUUUCGUUCGUUACCUUGUCUCACAACUCAACGAGGAGAAACUCGCCAAGAGCGAACCGAGGAACAAAUUGGAUAAGUCGGUAGUUUUCAUCGCGCUUGACACGCUGGAACAACUGCUUAAUAGGACGAAAGAACCGACCGGGUAUGAGAAUCUCGUUAAGGAGAUUUACCGCAUCACCAACGAAAUUCCCAAGGGGCCCCAAAGAGUCCUCCAGUGGGCUUUCGAUAGGCCCGCUGGGAUUCCUCAUCUUCUAAAGAGUGUUCAUCCACAAAUCCGCAACGGUUCAGUCAGGUUCAUUGUACACGCCCUGGCGAGGCUUCGAGAGAAUGUCAUAACAACCGAAGAUGGAAGCUUUGAGAGGGAGAAGUGGAAUGCUGUCUACCUAGAUGGUCUUGAGUUUGUUAUUGCUACCCUCGAUGGCAUGUGGCCGACGUUGCACAGUGUUAGUCGCCCAUGGGACGAUUACUUUGAGCUCUUAUGCUCGCUGGCGAGUUUCGGCAGCCAAGAAGUCGGAGUAAUCCUCGAACAUGGGUUUCUUCUUAAAUGCUUAGAGAUCUUAUGGCUGGAUUCUGAGGACUCUAUGAGGCUAAAGCGUCAAUACCCUACCUACUAUAAGCUGCUCGAAAAGGGCAGGAGAUUUUCGCAUCGGAAGCUUAUGGACCUCUUGUCCGAGUUACUUGCGAAAAUUGAUUUUACCGCUCGGCCGGUCUCGGAAGAUGAACGACAAGCGCUUCCAAAUGAGAGGUUUUCACUAACGUUGACGGAACACGACCUCAUUAGGCCUUUGGGACAGCGCAGGGAGCUAGUCAUUUUGAAGAAGAUCCUUACCCAGUACAACAACCCACAAGCAUGCAGGAACAUUUUUGGUCUUCUUAUGGAUGCAGAGCCAGAUGCUGGUCUCAUGGAACCAAUUUUCCAGGUUCUGCUGGAAGGUCUUCGUUUUGCACCUGCUGAACGUUGUGCUCCAUUCCUCGAAGCCGCCCUGAUCCUUUGUAGAAGAGGUCCCAACAUGGAUCGAAUUGUCGCGAUUCUCAACCAUGUUGCAAAGGGUGUUGAUACAAUCAAUGAUAGCGGAGGCAGAGAACACCUCUUGUUCUUCACGAACUCGAUGAACAGUCGAAAUGAGCGUCUAGGACUUGACGAGGCGUGGUUCUCUUCUCAUGUUAUAGAAUUGAUUCCAGACUGGGUCCCGGCUCUCCUCAUUUACCCGGAUAGGACCAUACGAAACAUGACAAUGGACUUCCUGCGCAAAAUCCUUUUCAUUGACGAAACGACAGCUGACGGAGAAGAAGGGCAAUCGCGUUAUGCGGAAGUUGCCAAGGAGUUACUCUCAGCGAGCGUUGACAAGUUGCGUAAAUUGUAUCUUGCCACUCCUGGAAUCAGCGUCGAAGCAGGGGCGUUGGAGGCGAUUCGAGCAGUGAUUGAUCACUGCUUGGUAUCCUACUUUACUGACACUGAGGAGGACCAGAAAAUUGUUAGUCAGGCACAAGCGGUCGUAUCGGCGAUAGAAGAGAUGGCAGUCGAGGUACCCGAAGAAUUACCAUCUGGUAGGUCGGCCUUUUACUUUGUCUCCACCUUAGCGUCUAACCCGCGGCCCCCAGAGUCUGAUGUACCUUCUCCAGAGGAAUGGGAUGACGGCUCAAUGAUAGCUAGCGACUCAGAAAUGGGAAUGGCCGGAACGCCAUAA
This is a messenger RNA of Aspergillus nidulans FGSC A4, 7533 nucleotides long. Its product is annotated as putative ubiquitin C-terminal hydrolase. Gene Ontology annotation, molecular function: cysteine-type deubiquitinase activity; deubiquitinase activity. Bases 1 to 7533 code for a protein of 2510 amino acids. The transcript is spliced from 11 exons. The record is from RefSeq and is a predicted model, not a curated record. Gene Ontology annotation, biological process: protein deubiquitination; ubiquitin-dependent protein catabolic process. Lineage: Eukaryota; Fungi; Ascomycota; Eurotiomycetes; Eurotiales; Aspergillaceae.